Molecule: messenger RNA, 13772 nt
Organism: Bombus huntii
Lineage: Eukaryota; Metazoa; Arthropoda; Insecta; Hymenoptera; Apidae
Gene: Cad88C
Exons: 17
Coding region: 464-12208 (3914 amino acids)
Biological process (GO): homophilic cell-cell adhesion
Cellular component (GO): plasma membrane; catenin complex
Molecular function (GO): calcium ion binding; cadherin binding
Source: RefSeq, a predicted model, not a curated record
UGGUGCGUUCUUCCACAACUCUCGAAAAUGUCGACCCUCGACCACGGUUAAAUCCGCGUGUAAAGUCUAUUCUUUCAUCGAAAUCACGACCUUUCGGUCACGAAACAAAAGUCAAAGACACAGGAGGGACGAUCAUUGUAAAAAGUUUACGUGACGAGUGUUGUUUAGGUGUUUCGUUAAUUGCAAGUGCUUCGUUUAACAGUCUUCUUAUACAGUUGCUUCUUAUACAGCUGUUUCGUACAACGUUUUCCAUAUUGUUACUUGCAAGUACGACAAGACGUUGCAAGUAUUCCUCGUUGUUUUAAUAGUUUUAUCGAUUUUGUUGGCGAAUCAUUCAGACGUGGUUCUUCACUGUAACUGAAAUCAGGGUUCUUCGGGGAAGAACGUGAUUCACGUAAAGUGCACGUUAUUGCGUGUAUGAAUUACUUUACGCGGGAAAAAGUAUUCUCGAAGAAUGUAUUAAAUGAACGAUCGAUGGACAACCGCGCAAAAGCAUGUAUUGCUUCAUGAUUUUGCGGUACUGAAUGACUCUGCGAUCAGAAUGCCCUUUGCAGGACAAUGGUGCAAAGUAUGGAUUUAUUUCGGAUUCGUUUUCGCGUGGGCAAAGGGUGCGCGUCCACGCUUUGAUACCUCCACGGACAUGGGAUUAGUUCUAGUUCCAGCGGAUGCUGAAGUAGAUUCUGUCAUUUUUCGACUUCGCGCCACUGACCAGGAUGCAGAUUUCCCACUUGUUUUUGAAAUAACUGGUAAUUAUAACGAACCUGUUGUAAGGAUCGACAACCUGCCGUGCACGCUGUAUAACAAAGUGUGUCAAGCUAAUGUAAUACUAACGAAACGGCUAAUGCCCGGUCGCCUCCACGAUUUUGCUGUUAGGGUUAGGGACACGAAAGGAGAUUCGAACUCGAUGCAAGCUACUAUUUCUGUUACGAACGCAACCACCCUUCGUGAUAAAAUAUUCCCGCACAUACCCUCUCUGAUAAUGGUACCCGAGGAUACUAAACCAGGUAAAGAAUUAGAUUAUCUUUUAGUAAGAGCUAAUUCUUGGAGUGGAAAACCCGUUUAUAUCGAACUGUGGCAACCAAAAGAACUUUUCACUAUAAGACAGCGCCAGACACCCACGCAAACACGAGGAAUAAUUACACUAACUGGAGAAUUAGAUUUCGAAACGCAAUCCAUGUACACUCUUACUAUGUAUGCUACGGAUCCCUAUACAGAGCAGGGAAAAGAUACUAGAAAUAUUGCAGGCUUAAGCGUUGUUGUGAUAGUUCAAGAUGUUCAAGAUGUUCCUCCAAUUUUUACGCUAGCCCCUCCCCUCACAAGGAUUAACAAUUCUGUACAACCUGGUGAUAUAAUACUACGAGUGCACGCAGAAGACGGAGAUAAAGGUGUACCGCGUGAGAUCGUGUACGGUCUCGUAUCUGAAGGCAACCCCUUUACGCCAUUUUUUAACAUCUCCGAAACAAAUGGUGAAAUAACUCUUGCCAAACCAUUGGAGGAACUUACCCAAAUUACGCACGUUGGAGCACCCGUUGUACUUACGGUGGUUGCUGAAGAAAUAAGAAGAAGCAGAGAAGAACCUCCUGCCCAAGCCACAGUCGUUGACGUUGGUUUUCUUCUUGGGGAGCCGGGAAAUAGUCCACCAUACUUCGAGAGCGAUAAUUACGUUGCUACGAUAGACGAAAAUCCUGAGCCGGGGACCGUGAUAAAUUUUGGUGAGCAAUAUUCAGCCAGAGUGAAAGACGAAGAUAUUGGAAAAGCCGGGGUGUUUGCGUUAAAGUUGGAAAAUAACAAUAAUACGUUUGAAAUAAAUCCGACGGUUGCAGAACGCAAUGCAGACUUUGUUAUAACCGUUCGAGAUAACACAUUCAUCGAUUAUGAAUUAUACAAAGUUUUAUCGUUCAAGAUUGUAGCUCAGGAGGUUGGUCCAGCCACGAAUCUAUCAGCGUCAGUGCCAGCUACAAUAUUUUUAAGAGAUAUAAACGAUAAUCCGCCAAUAUUUGACGAACAAUCAUACGAGAUAACGUUAUCUGAAAACGUAACUGCGGGUUCACGCGUGAUUCAGGUGCACGCAACUGACAAAGAUACAGGUGUUUAUGGCAGUAUCCGAUAUACCGGUAUAACAGGAGAAGGCAGCCAAGCUUUCACUAUGGAUUCAGACACCGGAUUAAUAACUGUCGCUAUGGGCUCUUCCUUAGAUCGUGAAGUUGCAGCAAGACUUGUAUUAACCGUUGAAGCUCGGGAUGAAAAUGGCAAUGGCAACAGUGGCGUUGUUCCUUUAAUAGUUAAUCUACUUGACGUGAAUGAUAAUGCACCAAUAUUCGAGAAGGACGUUUACGAGUUUAUGUUGAACUCUGAUCUAACUAAUUUUACAUCACCAGCUUUGAUAAAGGCGAUUGACGCUGACGCAGAGCCACCCAACAACGUAGUUAGAUACGAAUUAGUUUACGGAAACUACGGGAAGAAAUUCGAUUUAAACGAAACGAGCGGUGAAUUAAUACUUCUGUUGCCGAUUACGAAAUUCAGACAAAAGAAACAGAGCGCAUACGAGAAAUUUUCGAAGAAAGCUAAAACGAAAUUUGUCAAUAGUCAAGAAGAAAUACGAAACGAUUUCUUAAUGGUGACUAGAAAUGUGAAUGAAUCUACGAGGAUUAAUUUGGGAAAUUUAACGAAGGAAAUGUCGACGGAAGUUAUAAAGAAACGACGAAAACGAGCUGACGACGAUGCACUGUACACUCUCACUGCCAGAGCAUACGAUCUAGGUGUACCUCAUCUUUCAAGUACAACAAAAAUUCGGAUCCUCAGUGGAAUCGCAAUGGAAGCACGCAUAAUGAUGUUCGUGGUGCCAGGAGAACAGCCGAACUCAACGAAAACUGCUGAAACUUUAGCUGCUAUUACAGGUGGUCGAGUGACUGUGUUAGAAACGCGACCUUAUAUUCAACGGAAUGACACUGGAAGUACAGGGAUUCUUCCUGGAGGAGGAAAAAAGAGUAUUAUCGUGGCUCGCGUCGAGCAAACGGAACCAGGUACGUCUUUGGUAGACGUAGAAAAGAUUCGAGAAGCUUUAGCUGCGAAUGGAGUCGGGAUCAUUGCUGGAAACGCGAUUAUGAACACGAGUAUACAUAUCGACAAUACAAACGCUCCUGUUGAUGAAACUCCACGUCAUACAAAUGUCAAUGAUGGUCAAACGACUCUUAUUAACAAUACUAUUGCUGCUGUUCCAAGCGAAGAAGUGACGGUGUACAAAGCAGAAAACAAAUUAUUAUUCUGGCUUCUGAUAAUCCUGGUGUUACUUAUACUUUUGGCCAUUGCCGCGUUAAUUAUCUGCUGCAUAUGUCCUGGAUGUCCUUUUUAUAUGGCACCCAGAAAAAGACGAGUACAUUCGUCAGAAACAUUGGUCGUACGAUCAAAUGGAAGACCAAAACGACAUCUUCAUCGGCAGCCUGCGGUAGCUACCGAAGUAUCGUGGAAUGGAAGGAAACAGGCGUGGAGUGCUGAUCCAACAAGAAGAAAUUGGCAAUUCAAUAGAAGAAACGUAAAGAAUUGUUCGCUUCCUGGCGACGUUGCUUACAUUUCUGGGCAACCAAACGACGUUCAAAUGAACCUCGAAGCUCAAAGAUUAAGAGAUGGACAUUCUUACGGUCACUCGAGGAAGAGCAGAAUAAAUGAACAAGAAAGAAUGUACAUGGAGGAUGUGGAGGAUCAAAAGGCAAGAGGUUAUCGUACUGCGGAAUUAGACUCUUUGCAACGACAUGAGAUGGAAAGAGGUUCCGAUCUGCAACAUCAAGCUUAUAGGCAAAGAUUCGUGGAAGCCGACAUGAACGAAGAACCAACUGUCAGAGAGCAACAUUUCUACCGCGAAGGAAACGCUGAGGUCUUACGGCUAGUGACACGAGGACAAGUGGAAGAUACGACAAGCCAUCUUCACCAACCUCAUCAUCAUCGCCCAACAGCCUUGAUCGUAGAUGGCAAGGAUAUAAUUCUGCAAAGAUUCAUAGAAGACCAGAAGUCGAGGCACGAGUUGUCGAUGCAGGACAUCGAAGCAGCUCGUAGCAUGGAAUCGCAUCAACGAUCGAAAGAAGUAUGUCAGCAACAACAGCCAGAGAUAAUCCUGAUACCGGACAGGUUGGAUCUCGGUCAUAGGCAGCACAUCGAAGAAAUAGGACCUAACGUGCAGAGGCUAGUGAUCGAUCACGGUGACUACGGUUCGCAAAAGAUAGAGCAAGAAUCUCUAAGGGAAUCUCAGAUGAGAGAAACUAUGAGGCAAGAGAAGCAAGAGGCUGUUGCAAGUGGUGCUCCAAUUGCUGAAAGACCGCCGGUCGUUACCACAGAUCACGUUCAAGCAAAUAGCAGCCAGUAUCCGUUUCACGACUUGGAGCUAGCAAGACAAAACGCGCUAUUGACUCGGUUACUACUCGAAAGAGAAAAUCGUCGUGCAGGAGGCGGUGGAGUGGACUCCACGAGUUACUUAGAAACGCAAAGCCUUCCCGGACAAGUAGCGAUCGCUACUCAAACCGACAGAACAGCGGCCACUCAAACGGAACGUCAGGUGAAAAGCAGAAGCGACAACGACGAAUCCGACGAAGAGUCAAGACACAGGAAAAAAUUGAAGUCUAGGAAGAAGUACGGCGAUGGAGAUUGGAAAAGGUCUAGAACUCUAUGGAUGAAGUCGCCGAUCGAAGAAGAAGUGAGUCCUUGUUUCGAUAAACGAUUGAGCAUUCUGAGGAAAAAAGUGAGGGAGGUGAAAGAAGGCAGGAAGAUUUCUCUGGAGCCGGAUGUGCUGAGGGAAAUUUCGGAUUCUUUGGAUGGAAACGGAAGUUCGUACAAAGGCGAAGAGGACGAAACGAUGCGGAGUUAUCAAAAGACCGAACGCACGAGCAUCAGUUAUAAGAUUCUGAACGAGAAGGAGACUGGCUCGCAAUCUUCCGAGGAGAUACGUAAGGAGAGGCACGAGAAAAGUUGCGAGGACGUGACUGACGAUCAAAAGAUGAACGUCACUGAGUCCACUUCCUCGCCAGAAAUAAAAGUUCAACGUGAAAAGUACGUCCGCGAGAAGGCAGACGGCAGAAGUCCGAAAAAGGAGGGAAAAUCGAAGACGCAGAAAAAGUCAGAUGGCGUGAUAAAGCCGAGUUUCAGGAUUCUUGAGAAAGAGUUUACAAUGCUAACGAAGAAACUGAGCAAACUGGGUGACAAAAAAUUUCAGGAGAGCACUGGCAGCGACAGCACGAGCCAGGAGAAGUCGGACUCGUUUGCGAAAGAGCCGAAAAAGGACUUGGAUCAGAAAAGCGCGAAGAAGAUGGAUUCCUCGAGUUCUCAGAAACAAGCAGCUGAAUGUACCGCGAGCUCGUUGAAGGCCGAGCAGAAAGGAAAACAGAAGAAGGAGUCAGCCAUAGCUAAAACGAAACAAAAGCUGAAAUAUCAACAGAGUCAAGUGAUGAGUACGGGAAGUUCCGAGUUCGACGAUGCUCUUGACAAACCGAAGAAAUUUUGCGGAACUCGUCACGAAACCGUGAAACAGAAGCAACCAAUUAGCACUCAAGGUCACGCGAAAGUGAAACGUCAAACGCAUAUGGAGCGACGAGAACCUAAAAAGCAAAUGUCCGAAUUUCGAGACGAAGAAGUUGAGAAGCGAAAGGAAGGACCCUCGAAGGAAACACCAAAGGCUGAAUUAAAGUCUGAGAGGAUUGGGAAAAUGAUGAUAAAAGCACCGAAACUGGGUACUAUAUCUCGUAAACAGAACAUCGCUGAAGAAACCAGUACCAGUACAGAAGAAAGAAGAGGAGGAAGAGAUGCGUUUGCUCCAAGAGAUUUCGAAAAGAAAAGCAGUACCGAGUUUUCAGAAGGAGAUUCAAAUGGCGUACAGCAACGCGUGGUAGAAAGGUUUCCAAAGAAGAUAAUUGAAAAAUUUAGCGACGACUUCGUUGAAGAACCGAAGAAAGAAAUCGUGAAACAACAAGCAACAAUUUCUACGGGAGAAGAGCAGGAUACAACGAACGUAGAAAAACACAAGAUUGUUACAGAGAAAGAAUUAUGUAUUCCUGACACAAUACAGGUGUCAAAAAAUGGGUUGAAGUGGAUUCGAGAUACAUUCGAAGAACCUGUGAAAUGUGAUGAUUCUACGGCUCAUGCUAAAGAAGAAUUUAUUAGAGGUUUUACGGCUAUUGAUACGAUGGCUGCAACUAAGAAGGAAGAGCUCAGUGAAACUAUCGUACGAGAUCGGCAAACUGAUAAAACUUCGCCUGAAAAAGAACCUAUGGAGAGUAUAAAAUAUAGCGACACAGCUGAAAAAAAAGAAAGUACGCAAACAGAUAAAUUAACGAGCGAAGCUGAAAAAGACAUAGCUGAACAUAUAAAGGAUAAAUUAGAAGAUUAUAAGGAAGAAGAUAAAUCAUUAGAUGAGUCCAAAGAGCAAAUUGAAAUGAUACCAGUGCGCGAGUUAGAAGAGCGGAAACAAGACGAUAAAGAAGAUGAUAAAUACGAGUAUUUGGAGCAGAAAAUGAAAAAGCUGUCAAAAGAUGUUGGGGAAGAGAGUGUAGUUUUAAAAGAGCUUAAGAGGGCAGAAGUAGAAUAUAGAGCUGAAGGAAUUUCUACAGGAAGGGAAGAAGCAGAAAAAGAACUAGAAGUCGAAGUUGAUGCUCUUAAGGAAGAAGAACGUAGUGAUAAAGUAGGUACAGUGCAAAAGAUCGAAGAACCAGUUGAGAAAUAUACAGAAACUGAAAUGCCAAGUAAUGGACAGGACAGUGUGAGACAAGAUGUGGCAGAUGAAUCAAAAAUACGUGGGAAAAAAGAUAAAACAGAUAAAGCUAAUGGAGAAGAGGAAAAAUCAGUAAAACACGUAGAUGGUUCAAAAUUAGAUCACGCUACUAUCGAGGAGAAGGAAGGUCCAAUGCAAGCAACAUCUAGUGACCAGGAGAAAAAAAAGAUCGACUCAGACACAAUUGAAGUUCCCCGUGAAAAAGAAACUACGUCAAUGAAUGAAACUUACGAUCGAAAAGUCGAAGAAAAUGUUUUUUUAGAUACACAGAAAAAGUACGACGAAGACGUUACAAGAAUUAAACCUGUUGAUCAAAUUGUAGAAAGUACUUUCGUAGAUGAAGAUAAAGAAGGCAUUAGUGAUAAAAACGAAGUCAUGGUGAAAGCUACAACUGAGGAUGACAAAGCUGUUGAAAAGGCAAGUGAGGAUUAUAAAAUUACUGAAAAAGUAACUGAGGAUCAAAAAUUUGAUAAGAAAAUAAUGGAUGAUCGUAAAAUUUUUCCAGAAGCAACUAUGGAUCAAGAAGUUGGUAGAGAAAUAAAUAAGGAUCAGAAAAUUGAUGAACAAGCGAGGGAAAUCGAUCAAAUUACUCGAGAAGAAACUUUUGGGGAUCCCAAAAUUAUCGAAGAAGCAACGAAAGAUCAAAAAAUGGAUAAAGAAAUAACCAAGGGUCAGAAAGUUGAUAAAGAAACCACUAAGUUUACAAAAAUGGAUACAGGAAUGAAAGAGGAUGAUAAAAUUCUUGAUAAGACACCAGCGGACCAUAAAAUUAUUGCAGUUACUGGAGACAAAAAGACUUCUAAAGAAACAACUGACCUUGAAAUUGCUGAAACAGUAAUUCCAGAUGAUAAAAUUGUUAUAGAAACAACUGAAGAUCGGAAAAUUGAUGAAAAAGCAGCAGGGGGGUAUAAAAUUUCUAAAGAAGCUACCAUGGACAAAGAAAUGACUAAAUCGACAACUACAGAUUAUCAAAUUGGUAAAGACACAAAGAACGAUGAUGAUAUUGCUGGAGAACCAACUGCAGAUCAGAAAAUUGAUAAAGAAACAAAGGACGAUGAUGAUAUUGCAGGAGAACCAACUGCAGAUCAGAAAAUUGAUAAAGAAACAAAGGACGAUGAUGACAUUGCAAGGGAAUCAACUGCAGAUCAAAAAAUUGGUAAAGAAACAAAGGACGAUGAUGACAUCGCUGGAGAACCAACUGCAGAUCAAAAAAUUGAUAAAAAAACAAAGGACGAUGAUGACAUCGCUGGAGAACCAACUGCAGAUCAAAAAAUUGGUAAAGAAACAAAGGACGAUGAUGAUAUCGCUGGAGAACCAACUGCAGAUCAAAAAAUUGAUAAAAAAACAAAGGACGAUGAUGACAUCGCUGGAGAACCAAUUGCAGAUCAAAAAAUUGGUAAAGAAACAAAGGACGAUGAUGACAUCGCUGGAGAACCAAUUGCAGAUCAAAAAAUUGGUAAAGAAACAAAGGACGAUGAUGACAUCGCUGGAGAACCAACUGCAGAUCAAAAAAUUGGUAAAGAAACAAGGGACGAUGAUGACAUCGCUGGAGAACCAAUUGCAGAUCAGAAAAUUAUAGAAACAGUUGAGAAACAAGACACUGAAGAAACUAAAUAUUAUGAAACUGUUGAAAAAGCAACUGAGGACUUCAAAAUUACUGAACCAGAAGCUACAUAUCAUAAACUGGUUGAAAAGACAACUGAGGAUCACACAAGCAUUGGCGAUCUCGGAAUUUUAACAGAGACUAUCGUUGAUUUCAUUGGUAAAGAGAAAGCAUCCGAUGGGGAGAAGAAAAUUUCAAUGGAAAUCGAUAAGGACAAAGUUAGUGAAAAAGAAGCUAUUUUUUUAGAUAAAGAAAAGGUGCCUGGUGAGCAAGCAGGUACUACAGAUCUUAAAUCGGAUGAUCAGCAAAUAGACAAAGAGGAUGUUCUAAAUGGGAAAGAAAAAACCGUAGAUAUUACGCCUGAUAAUGAAAAUGAAAAAAGAAAAAGUAGUUCUACCAAAGAAAAGGAAACUUCUGCAAAAAAAGAAGUUACGAAGGAACCAGUUAGUAGCGACGAUCACAAAAUUAGUGAGAGAGAUGUUUCUAUUGACACGAAGGAGGAAACACGUGUUGAAGAUGAAAAAGAAAUUGUAAAAAGCGAAGAAACCAAAGAACAAGCAAGUAUUAUCGACGAUGAAGAGAAGGAAAAAUAUCACGAUAAAGAAGAAAAAAUAAUUAUAGAGACUGUAAAAAUUGAUGACCAUCCGAUCGAAGAAAAAGAAAUUAGUAAAGGAAUGCAAAAAAUAGACGAUUCCAAAGCCACUGAGAAAGAGAGUACAGAAACAGAAGAAACUGAUGACAGUCAAAUUCCUGUCGAGGGAAUUGUCCCAGAAACUUCAGAAAUUAAACAGCAAAUUACAAUUGAAAAACAGGAUGAUACAUCAACGAUUCAAGAUUAUCAGAUCGAUAAAGAAGUUAUUCCCAUGAAAAUACCUGAUGACACCACUGAAGAAAAAGAUGAUUCGUCAAAAAGAUCAAUCACUGAGAAACAAGAUAGUGAAAUAACAAAGGACUCGAUAGAAAUGCCUACUUUGAUCGAUAGUGAUAUGAAAGAAGAAAGUCCAAUGGAGUCAUCAGCUGUUGAUGAUCAUACUGAUAAGACAGUUGAUGUCUUCGAUACAUUAACGAAUGGCAAAGGAUCGAUAAUUCCAAGUACUGAAAAAGAAAUUGCAACUAUCGAACAAUCAUCUACAAACGAUAGAAUUAUCGAGAAAGAAGUUGCUUCGUUAUCUUUCGACAACAAAGAAGAGAAAGAAAAGAAUGGAGUCCAAAUUUCGAAUAUUAGUAAAUCUCCGACCCCUCAAACAGAUGGCGAGUCUGGGACACUCGUGGAACCACCAGUAGACGAUAAACAAACGAAAGAAGACGCGAGGAAAGAUAAAAUUAUUGAUCUCUCGGAUGGUGACAAAAUAAUAUCAACUUCAAAGGAUGCGGCAGAAAAGGUUGAGCAAAUUAAUGUUCUUGAAGAAGCAAAGGGAGAGGAAUCCGACGAAAAGAUAAAAAUCGAUGACUCCUCGAGAGAUGAAGCGACAAAAUUAGUGGCAGAAGAAUCUGUCGAAAAAUCAGAAAUUGGUAAACCUUUAAAGGACGAGACAGCAUCACCGGCGAAAGAAAGACAAGACACCGCCAAGGAGUUAUUCGAAAAAACGCACGAAGUGAGCAAGGAACCCGAGAAACUUUCGAAUAAUGAAACAGCAGAUAGCAAACUAGCACGAACUACCGAGAAGGUGGAGCAAUUGCGCGAACCGUCGGGUAAAGUGAGCAGUAGUUUUCAGGAAAUCGAAUUGGUUGAAACUUCCCCGCAGAUGUACGAGACGACAGAGAAAGAAAAGUUUGCGUUUGAUUCCACUAUACGGAAAGCUUCAACAGAUUCCGGGAAAAUAUCCGAAUCCGAAGAGCAGUUGAAGUCAGAGAGCGAGCAAACUGAAUUACAGGAAGUAGAACAAUUUGUUGAGGAACAAACUUUUACCGUGGAGGAAGCCGACAUUCAGAGAGAGGCAUUUCCGGAGGAACAGUCAAAUAUGGGAUUUAAUGUACUUACGAUUGUCCCCAAUGGCGAAUCAGAUAAGCAGGAUCUAACGAAGCCGAAAAUGGAUAAAACUUUGCCUCUAGAGGAAGAUAUAGUGCAAGAAGAGAGGCAGGAAAUACCUGUUGAGGGAAAAUUUAUAGACGUAAGCCUUCCACUUUUUACAAGCAUAAUAGAUACGGUGGUUGAUUCUGAAGAUAGUGAUUCAUCGAGUGAUAUUUCCAGGAAGACAACGUUAACUACCAGACCGUAUCAGACACCACGACAUCGCGCUCCACAACUUUCUGAGAAAGAAAUUAGUCAAACGGAGGAGGCAACUGGGCUGCAGGACAUGGAAGAUGAGGAACGAGUGACGAUAUCGAUCGAAGAGAUAGAAAAUGAGGACGUAGAAUCUUCGAAGGAAGAGCAAAUGUUCGUGGAGUUUGAAGAUACAAGCGAAACAGAGGAAGAUAAAGAAACUGUAUUAAGGGAAAGGACUAUGGAUAUACAAACGCAUUUUAGUCCGAAGAAAAUAAUCACAGCGACUGACAUAGAAGAUAUGAAGAAAGACGAGAAAACAGAAUCUGGAUGCAGCUUAGAACUGGCUAAAGAAUCCUCGAUCAGUACAAAACUAGAAUCUGGAACGAAGGAGUGCGAUACAAAAGCUGACAGACAAGAUGAAACUCGUGACAAAGAAUGUUCGACUAGUACGAAACAUGUAAACGAUACGAAAAUAGAUUCUGAAACGAGAGGCUACGAUAGAAAGCCUGAUAGGCAAGAUGAGGUUCGUGAGAAAGAAUCGUCGACUAGUACACAACGUGUAAAAGAUACAGAACUAGAACACGAAAUGAAAGACGGCGAUAAAAAUGUUGAUAAGCCAGAUGAACCGUCAUUAAUUUCUAAACUUGCAAAAACCGAGACCUUUAAAGUUACCGAUAGAAGAAUGAAAGAGCUGGAAAAGAAAAGAGUAAUUCAACGAAGGAAGAAAAAAAGUACUUCCGAGGAAUCUUCCGAGGAGAAAGCAACUCAUUUUCACGAUGUAACGAGUCACGGUGGGUAUCGGACACGUAGAAAGCUCCCGGAAGAACAACUGAAGCAAAAAGAUAGCGAUCAAACGAAACAAUCAAGGAAACGAGAUGAGGAGUCACGACGAAAGCAAUCUCUGUCGAAAUUGAAAGCCGAAAAGGACAAAAAAUCAUCCAGUAGCAGCGAGAAAUAUCCAACUCCACCGAAAACUGGAGAAAUCGAUACGAGUAAGACACGACCGAAAUACAUGGCCUGGUACAAAAAGAAUCGAGAAGAAAUGGAAAAGAAACGAGCCGAAUUAAUGGCUACGGACGACGAGGAGCAACUUCCUCGAUGGUUACGAAGGAGUAUGAAAAAUCAAAAAACUGAGAAGGAAGGUAAAAAGUUAUCAAGCCAUAAAACUGCUGACACGACUCCACGGACUAGACGCAAAGUGAAACCUUUGGUAAACGUCGAGUCUGAACAAUUGAAAGCUAUCGUUCGUCAAGGAAGAAAAUUAAGGAGAGCCGAAGGAGGAAAAAACGAAGAUCCACCGGUUCAAAUAUUCGCGACAACGCCACCCUCGACAUCGCAAGAUCCUAAAUAUCAUUUGCUACAACAUUCUGAAUACAAAUACGAAAAGAUAUCUGCGCCAUUUUACCUUCAUCCUCCACCUGUUCCUCAUCCCUCUCCGCAAUUGUCACCAGAACAUUUUGAUAUUCCACCUACGAUGGAACAAGGGUGUACCGGUGAAGAUUUCGAUUCUGGAAUAGCAAUAUCGUUGCAGGGUGGCAACAGGUUGCGACACCAACAAUUAUUAGAAAAGAAAAGUGUAUUUGAUAUCGCUUACAGCGAAGCUGCCCCUUCUCAACUUCGUUCUGACAGUACUACACCUCCGUCUUAAAUUAGUAAUAAUUUGAGAAUCUUUCGUCUUUAUAGAAAACUAUCCUUCUCUGUCGUUUAACGAUUUUUAAAAUAUUUAUUCAGGACGGAUACAUUGUUAAACAUUUUUGAAUAUUUUACGCGACAAUUAACUUUAUACAAUUAAUCAGUUGUUACGGUUUAACAAGUGUACAGGACAAGGUGAGGACAGAUUUAAAUCUAUUAUUAUCGAGCUCUUAAAUGUUAUGAAUUCUAAAAGAAAAAGGAAAAGGACACAAAUUAAACUAAAAAUGACUAAAUUACGCACAAAAAAUGCAGGGUUAAUUAUAACAUAAAGUAGAUUUCAAAAAUUGUCACGUUUUAGAAUUUACACUUUGAUAGAGAAUAACAUGAGACGAAUAUGAAAUUUGAAAAUGCAUUUAAUCAUAAAAUUUGAAAAAACGUUCAAUUUCGAUCGAGAGUGAUAAGUAUGUAUACAUAGUAUUUACUAUAAAAAUAGCAUUGAAAGGAGUCUGAUAGAGUUUAAUGAAUUUUACGUAUGUAUAUGUACAAAUUUGAUCAAUAUUCAUUAUGAAAUAAAAAUAUUUAAUAAUAUAAGUAAUUUUAUCUAAAAGAAAUCUAUAAAAUCUAAUAUAAAGAAGCAAACGGAACUAUUCACUAAAAAUUCUAAAAUAUAUUGUAUAGUGCUCACAACGUUUAUAUAAUAUAACAGGUCUCUAAAUUAUAAUAAUAUAGUUUAUUUUAUUUUUAAAUUUCAAACUGUGACACUUUUCAAUUUAAUAAUUUUAAAGCAUAAAUAUCUUAAUAUCGUUUUAUAGAAGGUGGUAAAAUGGUAAAAUUGUCCCACUAAUAUCUAUAAAAGCAUAAGAUGGAAUUUAAAAAAAGGUAUGUCCAUGCUUUUCAGAAUGUUUAAAAAUUAAUUAAUUAAUUUACAUAAUUCUGUCUUACAAUAGAUUUUUGCGUCUGUUUUAAGUAUGUCGCUAGUCUCAGUUUUGUGAGAUACCCUGUAUUAUUACGUUAAAUAUGUCGGAAACCAUUAUACAUAUUCUUAUUCUUUUAUUGUUUAAUGAAUAUUAAUAGUAUUCUAUAAAAUCGAUAGUACGUGCUUUUAUCUGGUACAAGCUAAGUUGCUUUAUCCGAAAGCCGAGUUUUUAUAACUCGUAAAGAUAAUUUAUGAACCCAGGCAAUUGUUACAACCAACCUCAUUAAUUCUAAUUGAUUACGCGACGAGCUGGUUGAUUAUACUGAAUGGAUUACAUAGUGACUAAUUAUGGUCAUAAAACCACUUAUAGUACUCGUACGAUUUAUUGUUCAUUCUCUUUUAUUUAUUGAAUCAAUUUUAAAGAAAUCUGUACAAAUUCUUAAAAUGUACUAAAAACUGUACAAAACAACACUACAUUACUCGCAUUACUCUAUCAGAUUCCUGCUUUCAAAGAAAUUACUUCUUUAUAACUGGUUUUUUCAAAAAUGAAUACUACUUUAAAGAACAAUUUUGUUAACGUUAUCGUCGUCCGAAGAAAAAAGAUAUAUUGUUUCGAUGACCAAUUUUAGAUUAUAACUAUUAUUCCAAUAUUACGAUGUUUAUA